AUGGGCGAAUUAGUGCCAAUAAAACUUAUGAGCUACAAUGUUCAGGGCCUUUCGUCAGUGCUGCUGCCGAUAGCCAACCUUAGUGCUAGAAUAGACCACGUAGCUAACUAUGUCUACAACUUGGUGGAAAAGUACAAAGUCGAUGUCCUUAUACUGCAGGAAAUGUUUUCUAGUGCACUGUACCAAAGAGUAAAACAGGCGCUGAGUGGUGUCAUGCGGGAUACCGGAAUCAUCAACGGUGUCACCUGCGCUUCACCAUUAUAUAAAUUUAUCGAUACUUUACUGAGGGCCCUGAAUUUUAUCAGUUCAGGGAUUAUCAUCUUCUCUAGACACCCUAUUUUACGUGUAGAAAGACUGGUUUUCUCCUCUGGGAUAUUCCCAGACUCUCUCUCGGGCAAGGGUGCGGUGGUGGCUCGCAUAGACGUAAACGGACGCCUUGUCGAUGCGAUUGGAACACACCUGCAGGCGUACGACGGUGAAAGUGCGCAUGUAACUAGAAAGCUACAGAUUGAGGAACUCCAACAAUGGAUCAACAACAACCCUGAUAUUGGAACAGUUGAAGGUAUCGAUAUCGGUACCUCAAAACGUGUACCAAUCGUCCUAGCUGGAGAUCUCAAUUGCUCUGUGAUACAAGAUCCAUCCUUGUUUGAGGAAAUGGUUCAACCCCUUCAGCGGAAAUUGGAAAAUACUUUCGGCGAUGGUGACCCGGAGCCAACCUUUUCCACCUCAAACGACUUCUGCAAAUAUCAAAACGACCCUAACGCAUACGAACAUAUAUAUGACUACAUAUUUAAGGAUCGUUCGACUGUGCUCAUAGAAAAACAAAGUGUUGUCAAGGACAAAUUAGAAGAACCAUUUGUCGUGCAAAAAAACGCCAUGCGUUCCGAUCCCUCAGGAGUCACACCAAUGUACAAUGUCAGCGACCACCUACCAAUAGUAUCCGUUAUUGGAAUAUAA
Molecule: messenger RNA, 957 nt
Organism: Babesia sp. Xinjiang
Lineage: Eukaryota; Apicomplexa; Aconoidasida; Piroplasmida; Babesiidae
Gene: cerB
Product: Sphingomyelinase C
Exons: 1
Coding region: 1-957 (318 amino acids)
Cellular component (GO): extracellular region
Molecular function (GO): sphingomyelin phosphodiesterase activity
Source: RefSeq, a predicted model, not a curated record